Arabidopsis arenosa is the source of this 5339-nucleotide messenger RNA. NCBI's taxonomy places the organism in Eukaryota, Viridiplantae, Streptophyta, Magnoliopsida, Brassicales, Brassicaceae. The record is from the annotation of a GenBank genome assembly.
CUGUUUGGGUUUUCUCCGGGAUCUCAUUUUCCGGUUUCAAAUAGAGACAAAAGAUUAAAGCUUUCUCCGGUUUUGUCUUCUGGGUAGAAUAAGGCCAAGAAGGGAUCAGUUUUAGUUUUGUUUCAUUCUUUUUGUAGUGAAGAAAAAGAGUUUUCAAUAUCCAAAACAAAAAUGCCGAUUAGGCAAAUGAAAGAUAGCUCUGAGACUCACUUAGUCAUCAAAACCCAACCUUUAAAGAACCAUAAUCCUAAAACCGUCCAAAACGGCAAAAUUCCUCCUUCUCCGGUGACUACUCCGGCGACGGUGACUCAGAGUCAAGCUUCUUCACCUUCACCACCGUCGAAGAAUCGUAGCCGGAGGAGAAAUCGUGGUGGGAGAAAAUCUGAUCAAGGAGAUGUUUGUAUGAGACCUAGCUCUCGUCCUCGUAAACCACCACCGCCGUGUCAAACCACUUCCGCCGUCGUCUCCGCCUCCACCGCCGGUGAGAUUGUUGCCGUGAAUCAUCAGAUGCAGAUGGGUGUUCGUAAAAACUCAAACUUUGCGCCAAGACCUGGAUUUGGAACACUUGGUACUAAAUGCAUCGUUAAAGCUAACCAUUUCCUCGCUGAUUUGCCUACCAAGGAUUUGAAUCAAUAUGAUGUUACAAUAACUCCUGAAGUGUCAUCAAAGAGUGUAAACAGAGCUAUAAUUGCUGAGUUAGUUAGACUUUACAAAGAGUCUGAUCUCGGGAAGAGACUUCCGGCUUACGAUGGCCGGAAAAGUCUUUACACUGCCGGAGAACUUCCUUUUACUUGGAAGGAGUUUACUGUUAAGAUUGUUGAUGAAGAUGAUGGUAUCAUCAAUGGACCUAAAAGGGAGAGAUCAUAUAAGGUGGCUAUUAAGUUUGUUGCACGGGCAAAUAUGCAUCACUUAGGCGAGUUUCUAGCUGGUAAACGGGCAGAUUGUCCGCAAGAGGCGGUGCAGAUUCUUGACAUUGUACUCAGGGAAUUGUCGGUUAAGAGGUUUUGUCCCGUUGGAAGAUCUUUCUUUUCGCCUGAUAUUAGAACACCACAGCGACUCGGUGAAGGGUUAGAGUCAUGGUGUGGGUUUUACCAGAGUAUUAGACCAACUCAAAUGGGUUUAUCACUAAAUAUCGAUAUGGCUUCAGCUGCAUUCAUCGAGCCUCUUCCGGUAAUAGAGUUUGUAGCACAGCUUCUUGGAAAGGAUGUCUUGUCGAAGCCAUUGUCUGAUUCUGAUCGGGUUAAGAUUAAGAAGGGUCUCAGAGGAGUGAAAGUAGAGGUUACUCACAGAGCGAAUGUAAGGAGGAAAUACCGUGUUGCGGGUUUAACUACUCAACCUACAAGAGAGCUAAUGUUUCCAGUUGAUGAGAACUGUACGAUGAAGUCAGUUAUUGAGUACUUCCAAGAGAUGUAUGGAUUCACGAUCCAGCACACGCAUUUGCCAUGUCUCCAAGUUGGAAACCAAAAGAAGGCAAGCUAUUUGCCAAUGGAGGCAUGCAAAAUUGUCGAGGGACAACGGUACACGAAAAGGUUGAAUGAGAAGCAGAUUACCGCUCUCUUGAAAGUUACAUGCCAAAGGCCAAGGGACAGAGAAAACGAUAUUUUGCGGACGGUCCAACACAACGCAUAUGAUCAAGAUCCAUAUGCAAAGGAGUUUGGCAUGAACAUAAGCGAAAAGUUAGCUUCUGUUGAAGCUCGGAUUCUUCCAGCUCCAUGGCUUAAGUAUCACGAGAACGGGAAAGAAAAAGAUUGUCUCCCGCAAGUCGGUCAGUGGAAUAUGAUGAACAAGAAAAUGAUCAAUGGGAUGACGGUGAGCAGAUGGGCCUGUGUUAACUUCUCACGCAGCGUUCAAGAAAACGUUGCUCGUGCAUUUUGUAAUGAACUUGGUCAGAUGUGUGAAGUCUCGGGCAUGGAGUUCAAUCCAGAACCCGUGAUCCCAAUAUAUAGUGCGAGGCCCGAUCAGGUCGAGAAAGCUCUAAAGCAUGUUUAUCACACUGCAAUGAACAAAACCAAAGGCAAAGAGUUAGAGCUUCUGUUGGCAAUUUUACCUGAUAACAACGGUUCACUUUAUGGUGAUCUUAAGAGAAUCUGCGAAACCGAGCUUGGUUUGAUAUCUCAAUGUUGUCUCACAAAACAUGUGUUCAAGAUUAGCAAACAGUAUCUGGCAAAUGUAUCCCUUAAAAUCAAUGUCAAGAUGGGAGGAAGGAACACAGUUCUUUUAGACGCCAUAAGCUGUAGAAUUCCUCUGGUUAGCGAUAUACCGACAAUUAUAUUUGGCGCAGAUGUGACUCACCCAGAGAACGGGGAAGAGUCAAGCCCUUCAAUCGCUGCUGUUGUUGCUUCUCAAGACUGGCCUGAAGUCACAAAAUAUGCUGGUUUAGUUUGUGCUCAAGCUCACAGGCAAGAACUUAUACAAGAUUUGUAUAAAACAUGGCAAGAUCCUGUACGCGGAACUGUUAGUGGCGGUAUGAUCAGGGACCUUCUGAUCUCAUUUAGGAAAGCAACAGGGCAGAAACCGCUUCGAAUUAUCUUUUACCGUGAUGGAGUAAGCGAAGGGCAAUUCUAUCAAGUUUUACUCUAUGAGUUGGAUGCAAUUCGAAAGGCUUGUGCAUCGCUUGAACCAAAUUAUCAGCCACCGGUGACAUUCAUCGUUGUACAGAAGCGUCACCACACCCGUUUGUUUGCUAAUAAUCACCGAGACAAAAGCAGUACUGACCGAAGUGGAAAUAUAUUACCAGGUACUGUAGUUGACACCAAAAUAUGUCAUCCAACUGAAUUCGACUUCUACCUUUGUAGCCAUGCGGGUAUUCAGGGAACAAGCAGGCCUGCACAUUACCAUGUUCUUUGGGACGAGAACAAUUUCACAGCUGAUGGUAUUCAAUCUUUGACUAAUAAUCUCUGUUAUACCUAUGCGCGAUGCACCAGAUCGGUUUCUAUUGUUCCUCCGGCAUAUUAUGCGCAUCUUGCAGCAUUUCGAGCACGUUUCUACAUGGAACCAGAGAUAAUGCAAGACAACGGAUCACCCGGAAAAAAGAACACGAAAACUACAACUGUCGGAGACUCAGGUGUGAAGCCUUUACCAGCUUUGAAGGAGAAUGUGAAGAGAGAUUUCUCCCUUUGGUUAUCCAUUGAACCGAACAUGAACCGUAAAAUCGAAGUAAUUAUGGAAUCGCUGCGUCGCGUUCAUAGCAGUGAUGUACAAACCCUAGUUUCGGGUGCCAUACUCAAUCGAACUGUUUUCACAGCCUCAGAAUCAUUGAAUCAUAGUGUUCUUGAUGAGAGUUGUGUUCUAGCUGAAUUAUCUUCAUUGCUUCCAAUUUCAUCUACUAAAUCCUCAUUGGUGAAGGAAGACAAUAAUAGCUCAAGGAAUCAAGUAGCUAUUGAUUCGUUUUUGUCGCCGGAGGAAAAACUUAGAGGUGUGUUUCUUCAGAAAUUGAAAGGGAAUUUUGCAAUACAGAAGAGUUUGUCUAGUCUUGGUAUUGAUUUGAGUAUUGACAUUGUGUCCGAUGUUUUGAAUCGAGGGAAUUUAAGCGGUGAAGCGAUGGUUACGUUUUUUAAUUGGGCGAUUCGUGAGCCGGGUGUGAGUAAAGAUGUUGAUAGCUAUUGUGUGAUUCUAAGAGCGUUAGGAAGGAGGAAGUUUUUCUCUUUUAUGAUGGAUGUUUUACGGGGAAUGGCGGGUGAAGGUGUUAAUCCUGAUCUGGAGUGUUUAAUCAUUGCUAUGGAUAGCUUUAUUAGGGUUCAUUAUGUGCGUAGAGCGAUAGAGUUGUUUGAGGAAAGUGAAGGUUUUGGGGUGAAAUGUAGUACUGAGUCUUUCAAUGCAUUGUUGCGGUGUCUCUGUGAGCGUUCGCAUGUGAGUGCUGCUAACUCGGUGUUUAAUGCAAAGAAAGGUAAUAUACCUUUUGACAGUCGUAGUUAUAACAUUAUGAUUAGUGGGUGGUCGAAGCUCGGUGAGAUUGAAAGAAUGGAAAAGGUUUUGAAGGAGAUGGUGGAGGAUGGAAUCGGUCCUGACUGUUUGUCUUACAGCCACCUUAUCGAAGGUUUGGGAAGAGCUGGUCGUAUCAAUGAUUCUGUUGAGAUCUUUGAUAAUAUCAAACACAAGGAUAGUGUUCCAGACGCAAAUGUUUACAACGCUAUGAUCUGUAAUUUCAUAUCUGCUCGAGAUUUUGAUGAAUCUAUGAGGUACUACCGAAGGAUGGUGGAUGAGGAAUGUGAACCUAACUUGGAAACCUAUUCCAAGCUUGUUUUUGGGCUCAUUAAAGGCCGUAAGGUUUCUGAUGCGCUUGAGAUAUUCGAAGAGAUGUUGUCAAGAGGGAUUCUUCCCACCACAGGACUCAUUACCUCUUUCCUCAAGCCGCUUUGCAGCUACGGUCCACCACAUGCAGCAAUGGUUAUUUAUCAGAAAUCAAGAAAAGCCGGGUGUAGGAUAUCAGAAAGCGCAUAUAAGCUGUUGCUUAAACGGCUAUCAAGAUUUGGAAAAUGUGGGAUGCUGUUGAACGUGUGGGAUGAAAUGCAAGAGUGUGGAUAUCCUUCUGACGUGGAAGUCUACGAGUACAUUGUGGAUGGUCUUUGUAUCAUUGGGCAUCUGGAGAAUGCUGUGCUUGUGAUGGAAGAAGCCAUGCGCAAAGGGUUUUGUCCAAACCGCUUUGUUUAUAGUAGGCUUAGCAUAAUUAGGAAAUGGCAGCAGAAGUAUAGAAAAGGAAAGGAGGAGAUGGAAAAGUGGGAGGCACUUCAAGUUCGAUGGGUUUCCCUCUUCAGGAACGCUUCUUCUAUCAUUCAGAGAUUACAGGAAAUGCAAAAUCAUGGGAGCUAUGGAGCUUUGAGAUGCCUGAAAGGGAUUGAAGAUGCGGUUGUGCAACAACAGAUGGGUCAACUGGAGUCUCUACUGCGUUCCAUGAAAAACGUUAUGGAGGAAUUCUGGGGCUGUGUUUUGACAUUUGAGAAGCUACAUAGAGACGGUUUGCAGUUACUCGAAGUUGAAUCGAGCAAGAGGCGAGUAGAGGAACGAAUUGGAGUAAAACCUUGCAUUGCUGAUUGCUUGGAGGGACUUUCUAUUCUUUAUGACAUGCAUCAAUCAGAAUACCAUCUUAAAUCUUCAAUUCUUUCGGCACUUUCAUGUCUUAUCCUGAAACCAAGUCCUGGUGAUCUAAACGCGCUACAAUACUUCGUGGUUGAUCAGCCGAAUAUCCCAAAAGAAGAAGUGCAACACAUUUUCGAUGUCAUAUUCGCGGAAGAGAUCAAAUGAUGUGAAGAGGAACUGUUUUUGUUUUGAGUUGCAAAAAGAUAGUUGUUUCGUAAAAAGCAACUUAUCUUUCGGAAACGCUAUAAAAAUGUGACGACUAU